CAUCAGCAAGCCGUCUGUGUUUUAGGAACCACCGCUAUACCAUAAUGGGUGUGGAAAUUGAAACAAUAUCUCCAGGAGAUGGGAGAACCUUUCCAAAGAAGGGCCAGACAUGUGUAGUGCAUUACACAGGAAUGCUGCAGAAUGGGAAAAAGUUUGACUCUUCCCGUGACAGAAACAAGCCCUUCAAAUUCAAGAUUGGACGACAGGAGGUCAUUAAAGGUUGGGAGGAAGGAGUUGCACAGAUGAGCCUUGGUCAGCGAGCAAAGAUCACCUGCACGCCAGAUAUGGCCUAUGGAGCCACAGGUCACCCAGGGGUCAUUCCGCCCAAUGCCACCCUUAUAUUUGACGUGGAGCUCCUGAAACUGGAGUGAAUCACUGUCAAAGGGCAAAGGUCACCGGGUUAAGGAGAGAGACAGAGAAACACUAGCCCCUGUCAACCAAGAAGGAAACCAUUCAGUUGAUUUUUAGCAUCAUAAAAUUAGACAGUCAAAGGAUUCAUCCUCUGCUUAAUUUCCAUUCUUUGUCUUAGAUGCCACCUAAUGUUCUUUUUUUUUUUUCCUUCUUCUUCUUCUUCUUUUUUUUUUACAGAUCAUUGAAGUUGAGCUUUAUGUGGUUAUGUUUGGCCAUAAGCAAUGUUCUGUUUUUCAAAUUAGGUUGUACAUUUUUAAAGAUAACAUGUGAAUAUGACAUAGAAGCAUCAAAUCAGAUAUAUCUUUGGAUUAAAAGAUUGAAACCACUGCCUUACUGAAUCCCAGAGUGGAAGUAGGGUAUUAGAAUACAAACUCCUGUAUUUUGACGGGGCAUUAACAACCACUGUCUGCAUUGC
This is a messenger RNA of Chanos chanos (milkfish), 826 nucleotides long. RefSeq names its product FKBP prolyl isomerase 1B (gene fkbp1b). The coding region runs from base 45 to 371 and encodes 108 amino acids. Lineage: Eukaryota; Metazoa; Chordata; Actinopteri; Gonorynchiformes; Chanidae. The transcript is spliced from 4 exons. The record is from RefSeq and is a predicted model, not a curated record. Gene Ontology annotation, molecular function: peptidyl-prolyl cis-trans isomerase activity. Gene Ontology annotation, biological process: protein peptidyl-prolyl isomerization. Gene Ontology annotation, cellular component: sarcoplasmic reticulum membrane; cytoplasm.